Molecule: messenger RNA, 2143 nt
Organism: Anopheles darlingi
Lineage: Eukaryota; Metazoa; Arthropoda; Insecta; Diptera; Culicidae
Gene: emei
Product: transmembrane protein 161B
Exons: 7
Coding region: 223-1776 (517 amino acids)
Source: RefSeq, a predicted model, not a curated record
GAAAGGAAAAACAGAAUUUUCUUGUUCCGUGUUCUGAGAUUUCUUGGGUUAUUACGUGAGAAGUGUUUUCAUAGUCGCGGCAAUCGCUAAGAAUUAGUGUUUAAAAAUAGGCGCAUGUUCCAGAAAUCUUCAGAAUCUUCAAUCUGAACGAUUGCAGAAAGGGAUGCUUUUAGCAUCUAUUGUUUUCAAUUGUAAUCCAUCGUAGUCUUCGAUAUAAUAGCGAUGGCCCUACUCGGAGCGCAAUUAGUCAUUACCCUGAUUAUGGUCAGUGUAAUUCAAAAACUAAGUCCGCACUUCUCACUAGCCAGGUGGAUACUUUGCUCCACUGGGCUCACACGUUUCCUGCACCCAACGGAUGACGAGCUGAAGAAGCUAUCCGGAGUGCCACGCGAGAAGAGUAAAGGCAAAAAAGACAAACGAAAUGGCCAUCACCACCAGUUGAACGGAGAAAAGGCAUCUUCAUUUCACAUUCCGCGUAGCCUAGACAUUCAACUUGAAACGACACCGAUUUGUCCCUACGAUGUCGUGCAUUUACGCUUUUACACCGAGUAUCAGUGGUUGGUGGACUUUAGUCUAUAUGCCGCCAUAGUGUACACUACUUCGGAGGUGUACCACUACUUCUUUCCCUUAAAAGAGGAAAUUAACCUUAGCAUGUUAUGGUGCCUUCUUGUUGUGUUUUUUGCAUUUAAACUGCUUGCCUCUCUAACAGUACAAUAUUUUCAAAGCGAUGAAUCAAUCGGAGAGCGUUCCACUUGUAUCGUAACGGGCUUAGCAUACCUGGUUAUUGCUAUGAUGAUUUUGAUCGUUCCGGAGCACACGCUUGAGGUUGGCCUGGACAAAGCGUAUCAUAGCUUUAACGAAAGUGCAUCCAGCUUCUUGGAGGAUCAGGGCCUCAAUUCCUCUGGACCAGCAUCCAAAAUUGUGGUCAAGUUUUUCAUUGCCGUUAGCUGCGGUAUUCUAGGUGCUCUAUUCACUUUUCCAGGGUUACGGAUGGCCAGGAUGCACUGGGAUUCUUUGAAAUUUUGUCAAGAUAGAGUUUGUCUUAAACUGAUGUUGAACGUAAGUUUCGCUUUGCCCUUUCUAUUGGUAAUUUUGUGGAUAAAACCUAUCAGUAGAGACUACCUCACGGUACGCAUUUUUUCUGGAAUGAAUGCACCCCUACUCUCUACGGAAGCAUUUGAAACAAUCCGACUGAUAGCGGUGGUAGUGACGGUACUUCUCAGGUUUAUCCUGAUGCCUGUUUACUUGCAAGCAUACCUCAACCUUGCCCAUGAGCGUGUUGAGGAGCAGAAGAAAGAAGCCGGCCGCAUAACGAACAUAGAACUACAGAAGAAGAUAUCUUCCAUUUUUUACUACCUUUGUGUUGUUACACUACAGUACGUGGCACCAAUCUUGAUGUGCUUAUUCUUCGCUUUCAUGUACAAGACCCUAGGUGACUUCACAUGGUCAGGUAUUCUUAAACAAUCUGCUAUGGCGGAUGAAUGUUCCGCGGAUUUAGAAUACGAAAAGUCGGUGCUUGCUGCGAUGACAACUGAUAAUACAAUUAUUGAGACAAAUGAUUUCGCCACCGUAACACCACAGAGUGAGGAGGAAUUGGGAUCCAACAUAUUAUCCACAGCACAGAGCUUCCACCUUUCGUUACAAAGCCUAAAAUCAGUGUUCACCAAAGACGUAUAUCGCGGAAUUUUCGGAUUCGCAACAUGGUGGAGUUGCUUUAGUUGGUUUGCGGCUUCUUCCCUUGGCAUGGUUUAUCAAUCCUACUUCACCAAAUCAUAGAUCGUCAAUUAGUAAUUACAUUUAAAUAUAUUAUGUAAAUGCGGAACAAUUGCUACUGAUAGCAAUGGUUGCUCUUUGAAGAGCUUGCCCUAUUUUACACGAUUUUGCAUAGGCUCCAUAAACCAAAAUAAUUUGUGCAUCAAUAUCAGUUAACCGUCCGUCUGUCUAAUAUAGUCGGAGGAUAAUAUCAUUAGUCAAUGUUUGUUUGUUUUAUUUUUUGGUUUUAUCGAAUUCCCUGAGCUUUUUAUAAGAUAGUUUUAUUUUUCGUCGAAUCAAAAGAAUGUAUUGAAGCAAAAUCCUAGGUUUAUAGUAAAUCAUUCGCCACAAUAAAUGCAUUUUUGUAAUUGUAUUUGUUACAUAAAUUUAA